UCUAGCUGUUCUCAGCGUUUUCAACCGUCGCCUUUGCUCGUCUCUUCUCUAUCUCUCUUUCUCUUUCUCCAUCUCUCUCUGCCACUGUCGACAGCAGCGUCCCACUCGACACCCAUACUCGUUUUCUUUCUCGCUGUCUCAUUUCACUGCUUUGUCUUUGGGCUGUGUCAUUGUGCUAUACCGUAGAGAUCCGACAGCUUACGACCGCUACUCUUUCUGUCUAUACCUCUUUGUACCCACCACACCCACCUUACUCGACACCACUCCCCUCCCCUCCACCAAAAAAUCCGCGCUCGUGGUCCACCUCGCGUGUCGAAAUCUGCACCCGAUCUGCACCGCACGUCACUUCGCUUCACCCACCAAAUUCCCAACUCCCCUCUCUUCAUACGUGUCUGCCUCUUCGCAUACACCCCUUUCCCCUCCCGUUCUCUCCCGUCCACUCCGACGGUGAACACACCACCCCCUUCACUUUUCACGACAUUCUACGUUGCGCGAGCAGGUCUCCCCAACUGCCCCCCACUCUAUCACGUCGACACCUAGGGCCCUCACUCUAGCCUCUCUUUUCUAGUCUCCUGUUCGACCACCUCGCUCAGCGCCAACUACCGAAACUCCACUUUUUCACGAACACCCAUCAUGCCCGCCGCCCCCACCGUCAAAAUUGCACGCACCAACUCGGUCUACGACCGUAGCUCCCGGGCGUCCGCGUCUCCCAAGUCGAGCCGGCGGUCAGCGACUCAGCCCAAGGUCAAGGCUCAGCCUGCGCCCCAGUUGCGUGCCGCUGCCCAGGCUAGGAAAGCGCAGGAGUCUUUGUACUUCGAGGAGGACUACAGUGAUGAGAUUGUCGAGUACAUGACCAGCAUGGACAACUGCACACUCGCCUCUGCCGACCUUAUGGACAUGCAGCCCGAACUCCAAUGGUUCAUGCGCUCCUACCUCAUCGACUUUAUCAUCGAGGUCCACCAGCAGUUUCGUCUCCGCCCUGAGGUCCUCUACCUCGCCAUGAACGUCGUCGACCGGUACAUCUCCAAGCGUGUGGUCUACAAGAAGCACUACCAACUCGUUGGCUGUGCCGCGCUCUGGAUCGCCGCCAAAUUCGAAGACGCCAAGGACAAGGUCCCUCUUGUUCACGAGCUGUCAGAGAUGUGCUGCAAGGCCUAUGAUGAGAGCGCCUUCAUCCAGAUGGAAGGGCACGUCCUCUCUACCAUAGGUUGGGUUCUUGGGCACCCUUCUGCCGAGGCAUGGUUGCGUGUCUACUCUACAGGGAUUAGGUACGAGGAUCAGAAGGUGGCCAACAUGGCGAGGUUCCUCAUGGAGAUCACUCUGUUCCAUCGAGAGUUUAUCGGUAUUCAGUCUUCGACUGUUGCUGGCGGUGCUUUGAUGCUGGCAAGGUUCAUCUGCGGCAAGACCUACAAGCCAUGCUACCCUGGUGUCAAUGAGAAUCUUGCUGCUCGAGUCGCCACUGCUAUCGACAAGCACUUUACGCAAGACCUUGAAAAGGUGUCGGAGAUUGUCAUUCGCAAAUACUCCCCCACCUAUUACGACCGGGUCUCCACCGUUUGCCGCGAGUGGUAUCUCUCCGGGAGACGGUAUACCUACAACCCCGUCGUGCCCAGCACUCCCGUCUCUGGCAUGUCCACCCCCGGCCUUGCCCCCUCGAGCUCUUCCUGGCAACGCGGGUCAUGGGCCGCUUCCCCUGCCGGCUCUUGCGCUUCGUCUGAGGCCGGCGAUGAGACACCCGUCACCCCCAUUACCCCUAUCCACUCUCACGUCGUGGACCCCUUCUCUGUCGCUGUCAAGGAGAACAUUGCUCCUGAUACAGGCAAGUUGGUGUCUGCCAAGGCGCGGGCGGUGAUUGAGGUGGCGGGCCUCACAGGAAAGCAGCAGCCUGCCAUCGUCUACCCCCAACGGCCAGCUCUUCAUGCUCUUCCGGCUGUGGGCGAGCAUGGCAUCAACCGGGCUAUGAGACGGUUAAGCAACUAGGCUUUCCCGUGCUCUACGACCCCCCUGCAUCGUUUUCCCUUCUCGCAUUAUUUCCAUUACGACACCCAACAUCAUACUGCAUUCUGCCAUCAUCAUAGAGACUUAAGCUUUCGGCUUUGAGGAGAGUUCCUUUCCUUCCUUAUUCCUGCUGCCCCACGAGCGAGAAACGAUUACGAUGUAGUUUGGGAUACGAUUCACGAACUUGGUUCACAAUUUAUUCCGUGACUUCUCUUUUGGUUUCUUGCCUUCUUCCAUAGAUAUACUCUCUUCUCCUCUGGCCCUCUUUUUGAGUCCCACAACAUAUUCAUACAUUCAUACCCAUCAUUUAUAGGUCACUUACUAGGUUUUCUUUUGCCUCCCAUUAUCUAGUACUUUGUUAUUCCAAUUAGUGUUGAUCACUUUAACGAUCAGUGAUAUGAGACGAUUAUAUGCAUUACGUCCAGACAGC
Cryptococcus amylolentus CBS 6039 is the source of this 2428-nucleotide messenger RNA. RefSeq lists its product as hypothetical. The record is from RefSeq and is a predicted model, not a curated record. Gene Ontology annotation, cellular component: centrosome; cyclin-dependent protein kinase holoenzyme complex; nucleus. Gene Ontology annotation, molecular function: cyclin-dependent protein serine/threonine kinase regulator activity. Lineage: Eukaryota; Fungi; Basidiomycota; Tremellomycetes; Tremellales; Cryptococcaceae. The transcript has 3 exons. Gene Ontology annotation, biological process: mitotic cell cycle phase transition; regulation of cyclin-dependent protein serine/threonine kinase activity. The coding region runs from base 634 to 1980 and encodes 448 amino acids.